Molecule: messenger RNA, 7383 nt
Organism: Onychostoma macrolepis
Lineage: Eukaryota; Metazoa; Chordata; Actinopteri; Cypriniformes; Cyprinidae
Gene: pld1a
Product: phospholipase D1a
Exons: 26
Coding region: 272-3334 (1020 amino acids)
Biological process (GO): cell motility; regulation of microvillus assembly; phosphatidic acid biosynthetic process
Molecular function (GO): phosphatidylinositol binding; D-type glycerophospholipase activity
Source: RefSeq, a predicted model, not a curated record
GAUGUUUACUGAACAUUGUGGAGAAGGGAAUUAAGGCAGAGAUCAUUAACCAGUUUUAUGACUGGAAAGGACUGAGCUGCCAUUGAGCUGAUAUUGAGCCUUCAGUAAAGUGCCAGCAUGAGUGUGUAGUAGAAGAACUAACCUGAGGCUGCAGCAACACAUUUAACUAUUGGCUGGAUAACAGAGAGGCAAUGCUUGACCUUCAGGCUGAAGAGUGCUAAAUAUGCUUCGGCGAGUCCAUAAGAAGUAACUCAAUCUGAUAAAAGCAGACAUGAGUGACACAGUAGAGAACCUGGACACCAGGGACCUGGGCUUCUCAGAUGCUGAGGAUGAACCUGAAGAGGUGGACAGCGAGUUCAACCCUUCAGGAGUAUCCCGUAUCCCAUUCUCUGCCGUGUACAGGACAAUUGGCUUUAAAGAGACGGAAGCACAGGUCUAUCUUAACGCUGCCCCUGUCAGUGCCAAGAUCCUAGAUGUGGAACGCUUCACCAGGGCCCCGGACCGCUUCAUGUCCAAACACAGGAGUGUGUCCAAGGCAAUGCCAGCCGUGUUUAAGAUAGAGCUCAAACACGGGAACUUCACCUGGAUAGUCAAGAGAAAAGAGAAGCACUUCAUGGAUCUACACAGAGAGCUUCUGCGAUACAAGACCCUCAUGAGGAUCCCACUGCCCACCCGAAGCCACACAGAGAGAAGAAAGAGCAUAAAGAGGAGCGAGGUGAGGCAGAUGCCCGCACUGCCUCGGGGAGGUGGAGAUGAGUUGGCACGAGAGGAACAAGUGUCUAGUCGGAGAAAACAACUGGAAGACUACCUAAACAAGCUGCUGAGGAUGGCAAUGUACCGAAAAUACUACGCAACCAUGGAGUUUAUUGAUGUGAGCCAGUUGUCCUUCAUUCAGGACUUGGGCCCCAAAGGCUUAGAAGGCAUUGUUUAUAAAAGGUCAGGAGGUCACCGUAUCCCAGGCAUGAACUGCUGUGGCCACAAUGAAGUCUGCUACCGCUGGUCCAAGAGGUGGCUUGUUGUGAAGGACUCUUUUCUGCUGUACAUGAAGCCGGACACAGGUGCCAUUUCAUUUGUCCUGCUGGUGGACAAUGAGUUCAGUAUCAAAAUGGACUCCAAAUACACAGAUACCAAGCAUGGAGUGAGCAUAGAGAACUUGUCCAGGAAACUAGUGCUGAAAUUCACUAGUUACAGACAUGCACGGUGGUGGGGUCAGGCCAUUGAAAGCUUUGCCCGGAAACAUGGCAAAGCCUUUUUAAGGGCCCACCGCUUUGGAUCAUUCGCCAGAGAGGAGGAAAACAUACCCUCUAAAUGGUAUGUUAAUGGAAAAACCUACAUGGAGGAUGUCGCAAAUGCACUGGAGGAGGCCAAAGAGGAGAUCUUCAUCACAGACUGGUGGCUGAGCCCUGAGAUCUUUCUGAAGAGGCCUGUAGUGGAAGGCGAUCGCUGGAGGCUCGACUGCAUUUUGAAGCGCAAGGCUCAACAAGGAGUGAGGAUCUUUGUUAUGCUGUAUAAGGAAGUGGAGUUGGCACUUGGCAUCAACAGUGAAUACAGCAAAAGAACACUAGUGCAUCUUCACCCAAAUAUUAAAGUGAUGAGGCACCCUGAUCACGUGUCCUCCUCUGUCUACUUAUGGGCACAUCACGAGAAGAUUGUAGUCAUCGACCAAUCGGUUGCUUUCGUUGGGGGAAUUGACCUUGCGUAUGGCCGCUGGGAUGACCGUGAGCACCGACUAACCGACGUGGGAAGUGUAACACGCUCUGUCGCUCAAGCCAUGGAGCAGGGACUGGAUUCAUCCACACCCAGGAAAAAAGUGUCCACCAGUGGAAACAGCAGCCGGUCGAUGGCUGGUGACUCAGUGGACCUGCCCAAACUAAAAGGCAUUGGCCGCACUCGCAAAACACGUUUCAGUCUGUACCAUCACAUCCAACGAGGCCUUCACCACGCUGACAGCAUCAGUAGCAUCGACAGCACAAACAAGAGUGGCUCAGUGCACAGUCUUCAGACAGGAGUGGGAGAGCUGAUGGGAAACACGCGCUUUUGGCACGGCAAAGACUACUGCAACUUUGUCUACAAAGACUGGGUUCAGCUGGACAAGCCUUUUGACGAUUUUAUUGACAGGUACACAACCCCCAGAAUGCCCUGGCAUGACAUCUCUUCAGUGGUGCAUGGGAAAGCAGCCAGAGAUGUGGCCAGGCAUUUUAUACAGCGCUGGAACUUCACCAAGAUAAUGAAGCCAAAGUACAGAUCACUCUCCUACCCAUUUCUCCUCCCCAAAUCUCACAGCACUGCCAAUGAUAUAAAGUACCAAGUGCCAAACUGUGUCCAGACCAAAGUCCAGGUUCUGCGGUCAGCUGCAGACUGGUCGGCGGGAAUCAAGCACCAUGAGGAGUCAAUUCAUAAUGCCUAUAUUCAGGUCAUUGCCAAGAGCAAGCACUUCAUCUACAUCGAGAACCAGUUCUUCAUCAGCUGUGCCGAUAACAAACAUGUUUACAACAAGAUUGGUGACGCCAUUAUUGAGCGAAUCAUCAGAGCUCACAAGGAGAAGAAGUCGUUCCGUGUGUAUGUGGUGACUCCCCUGCUGCCUGGAUUCGAGGGAGACAUUUCCACAGGAGGAGGAAAUGCACUCCAGGCUGUUAUGCAUUUCAACUACAGGACCAUGAACAGAGGAGAGCACUCCAUAAUCGCUCAGCUGAAGAAAGAAAUGGAUGACCAAUGGAUGAACUACAUCUCUAUUUGUGGUCUGAGGACUCAUGCGGAACUGGAAGGCAGACUGGUGACUGAGCUCAUCUAUGUUCAUAGCAAACUGCUCAUUGCUGAUGACAACACUGUCAUUAUUGGCUCUGCCAACAUCAAUGACCGCAGCAUGUUGGGGAAAAGGGACAGCGAGGUAGCAGUGAUUUUUGAAGAUUCAGAAACGACGCCAUCAGUGAUGGAUGGUCAAGUGUACCAGGCUGGCAAGUUUGCUCUGCAGCUCAGACUGGAGUGCUUCAAAACCAUUCUUGGUGCCUUUGAUGAUCCAACCAUUGAUGUCAGUGACCCCAUCAGCAACGGAUUCUACAAAGACGUCUGGAUGAGCAUUUCGGGUCGGAACGCCACCAUCUACGAGAAGGUUUUCCGCUGUCUGCCCUCAAGUCUGGUAAGGAACAACCAGGAGCUCAUGAACUUCCAGUUCAAACAAGGUCUUGAUAAAGAGGACCCUGUUAAAGCUCAGGAGCUGCUGAUGAAGAUUAGAGGCUUCCUGGUCCAGUUCCCACUGGAGUUCCUCUGUGAGGAGAACCUCAUGCCCUCAGUAGGUACCAAAGAAGCCAUGGUGCCCACUGAGAUCUGGACCUGAUGGCACCAAAUGAGAAGCACAAAAACGACAAUCCACUUCCAACAUGAGGGGUAAAACAAAGGCACCACUGUGGUGGACACAACUUCUCCAGUCGAUAUGAAGGAGCAAAGGAUAUUAAGACAAACUGUCCGUCCAUUGUCAGACAAUUUCAUAUAUAUAAAUGUACAUAAUGAUAUUUUAUAAGUGAUUAUCAGCACAUAUUGUGCUUUUAUACUAUAAUGUAUUUAAUGAAAGUCGCCUCUCUGAGAUACCAAACAGAAGGGCUUUUUAAAUAAAUAUUUUAAUUCUAAUGGAUUUGAUUUUUAUUGCUAUAGCUGGCUCAUUUUUAGAGGCAGCACUCAAAGUGAAGGGCAAAAUGGAGAGUGGAAGGCCUGUCAGAUAUAAUUUUGUCACUGCAGCCCAUUCUUCAGUACGGCGUCCCCAGUGGAAGCGCAUCCAUGACAGGCUGAGUACAGUGAUAUGUGUUUCGUGUCUGGUGAACCUGCUCUUAGACCGAGUCUGCAGAGGCUUUUACUGUCCAGCCUCGCUGCCUGUGUCUAAGUGUCAGUGCUCUGGGGAGACCAGACAAUCUGUCUGUGAAUUAAAGUGCUGAGUAACUGAGGGAAAUUAUUGCCUCUCAACACCAAACAGCGACACGUGGCGUCAAAUCUUACAUUUUCCCCUUCACAAAUGUGGCAGAGGUCUUUUUUCACGAGUCAGCGCUUGUUGCCAUUUCAAAUUGUCCCUUGGUGUUUGAAUAUCAUUGGGUCAGCCAUUUUCUACAGUUUGCCACUCUUAUUCUUGGUGAUAUUUUGAUAUGUUUUUAGUUCUUGUGAUUUAUAUCUGUUCUUUUUUUCCCCUGAAAUAAAAAGUACAGGUGCUGGUCAUAUAAAUAGAAUAUCAUCAAAAAGUUGAUUUUAUUUCACUAAUUCCAUUCAAAAAGUGAAACUUGUAUAUUAUAUUCAUUCAUUACACACAGACUGAUAUAUUUCAAACGUAGAGCUUACAGCUCAUGAAAGUCAAAAAUCAGUAUCUCAAAAUAUUAUAAUAUUUACAUUUGAGUUUGAAUAAAUGACCAUCCCUACAGUAUAAAUUCUGGGUAUCUCUUGUUCUUUGAAACCACAAUAAUGGGGAAGACUGCUGACUUGGCAAUGAUCCCGAAGACAAACAUUAGCCCCUUUCACAUAGUAAUACCAGUAAAUUGCCGUAAAAUUACCAGAACGACUUUACCGGUAAAUUCAAAACUGCGCUGUUCACACAGGCAACAGCAUUCCGUCUUUUUUCCGGUAAAGCACCAUUCACACAUCGGUUUUAAAUUACCGGUAAAUUCUGUGACAUCAUAAAACGGAAAUGACCUCUAAACGGCUGCGCCUCACGGUGUUGUGUUUGUAAACAUGGAGGGGUAAACGCGAUCAGUGUUUUUGUUGAUGUUUUCAUUUGUGUGCCAAAUGUUCACGUUCAUGCUGCUUCUUUUGGCCCAAAGAUAUCGCACGACUUCAAACACAGCGCAGAGUAAAUGCGUCAUCUGCAUCAGAAUGUUAUGAUUGGCCCAGAGCCGUUGAAUUUUGAAUUCUUACGUCACCGCGUUCUGAACUCGUACGUGCUCAUACCGGUAAUUUUCCUUCUGCGUUCACACACAGCAGAAUUCCGGCAAUUAACUGGUAAUGUUACAACUUCUCAUACCGGUAAAUUGCCGGAACGAAUUUACUGGUAUUUUUGAAAAGGUCCUGUUCACACAUGAUCUCUUUACGGCAAUUUACCGGUAAUUUUCCGGAAAAGUCUGUAUGUGUGAAAGGGGUUAUUGACACCCUCCACAAAGAGGGUAAGUCACAGAAGGUCAUUACUGAAAGGUGUGGCUGUUUACAGAGUGCUGUAUCAAAGCAUAUUAAAUGCAAAGUUGACUGGAAGGAAGAAUUUGGGUAGGAAAAGGUGCACAAGCAACAGGGAUGACCGCAAGCUUGAGAAUACUGUCAAGCAAAGCCGAUUCAAACACUUGUGAGAGCUUCACAAGGAGUGAACUGAAGCUGGAGUCAGUGCAUCAAGAGUCACCACGCUCAGACGUCUUCAGGAAAAGGGCUACCAAGCCACUUCUGAACCAGAGACAACGUCAGAAGCAUCUUACCUGGGCUGUGGAGAAAAAUCACUGGACUGUUGCUCAGUGGUCCAAAGUCCUCUUUUCAGAUGAAAGUAAAUUUUACAUUUCAUUUGGAAAUCAAGGUCCUAGAGCCUGGAGGAAGAGUGGAGAGGCACAGAAAUCCAUGUUGCUUGAAGUCCAGUGUGAAGUUUCCACAGUCUGUGAUGAUUUGGGCUGCCAUGUCAUCUGCUGGUGUUGGUCCACUGUGUUUUCUGAAGUCCACAGUCAACGCAGCCAUCUACCAGGAAAUUUUAGAGCACUUCAUGCUUCCUUCUGUUGACAAGCUUUAUGGAGAUGCUGAUUUCAUUUUCCAGCAGGACUUGGCACCUGCCCACACUGCCAAAGGUACCAAAAGCUGGUUCAAUGACCAUAGUGUUACUGUGCUUGAUUGGCCAGCAAACUCACCUGACCUGAACCCCAUAGAGAAUCUAUGGGGUAUUGUCAAGAGUAAGAUGAGAGACACCAGACCCAACAAUGCAGAUGAGCUGAAGGCCACUAUCAGAGCAACCUGGGCUCUCAUAACACCUGAGCAGUGCCACAGACUGAUCGACUCCAUGCCACGCCGCAUUGCUGCAGUAAUUCAGGCAAAAGGAGCCCCAACUAAGUAUUGAGUGCUGUACAUGCUCAUACUUUUCAUUUUCAUACUUUUCAGUUGGCCAAGAUUUCUAAAAAUCCUUUCUUUGUAUUGGUCUUAAGUAAUAUUCUAAUAUUUUGAGAUACUGAUUUUUGACUUUCAUGAGCUGUAAGCUCUAAUCAUCAAAAUUAAAAGAAAUAAACAUUUGAAAUAUAUCAGUCUGUGUGUAAUGAAUGAAUAUAAUAUACAAGUUUCACUUUUUGAAUGGAAUUAGUGAAAUAAAUCAACUUUUUGAUGAUAUUCUAAUUAUAUGACCAGCACCUGUACUGUAUGGGAAUACACUACCAUUCAAAGUUUGGGAUCAGUAAGAGUUUUUAAUGUCUUUAAAGACGUCUGUUAUGCUCACCAUGGCUUCAUUUAACUGUAAUUACAGUAAAACAGUAAUCUUGUGAAAUAUUAUACAAUUUUAAAACAGUUUUCUGUUUUAAUAUAUUUUAAACAGUAAUUUCUUACUGUUAUGUUAAUACAAAAUUUUCAGCAGUCAUUACUCCAGUUUUUAGUCACAUGAUCCUUUAGAAAUCAUUCUAAUAUGCCAAUUUGGUGCAGAAACAAGAAACAUUUCCUAUUAAUGUUGAAAACAGCUAUGCUAUUUAUUAUUUUUCUGGAAACUUGAUACAUUUUUACAGGAUAUAAGACAUUUAUUUGAAAUAAAAAAUCUUAAAUGUGUUUACUGACCCCAAACUUUUGAAUGUUAGUUUUUCAAAAUUUGCAACCGAUUUUACUGCCAUAAUGCGACUCGUUUCUCAUUUCUGUGACUCAUUUCUAGUUGGAGAAAAUGUGCAUUAUAAAUCUGAAUGUAGCCAAAUCAAAAGUGGGCACACUAAAAUAAUGAUAGUCUAAAAAAUAAAUAGUCUAUUUUGUUUAAAAUCAAGACUUUUUUUUCUUUGAAAAAGAUGCUCUUAUUAUGUUUGAUUUGUGCAAGACUUCAAGUUCACAAAAUCAUCUAGCAUAGCUUCUGAAUCUGUUAUAAUAGAAGAGAUGAGAAUGUUGUUCAGCAUUCAUCAACAUGUUAUUUCUGUUUAUUUCAACAUGUAUCACUGGGUUUGAAGAUUCAAGCUUGCCGCAUCUGCCCUCAGUUGGUGACCGCAAAGCCAAACCCGACUGAAUUACAUGGAGCUCACUGGGAGAAACAACUCCUGUGCCACCUUUUCUAGCACAUUUCAUAACCAGCAUGUUGUCUGUAGUUUUGUUAACUGUGAAUUUGGGUUGUGACAGACAAGGUAUCUUUAGCCGUGACUCCAGUGUAAAUGCAUUUGUUCAGAAAUUUGCACUAAAUAAAUUUCAAAUAAAUUGUAAAAACUG